AUGCCGUCUCUCCCUCUCCUCGUGGGGAUUUGCUCCCUCGUUGUUGCCGGAGUAUCUCAGUUGGCCACCGCUACGCCUGGAUAUGUUGUUGUUGAGCGGCUUGAUGGCAUCCCCGAUGGCUGGACGAAAGGCCCACCAGCCUCGCCAUCCAAACUGAUGAGAUUUCGGUUGGGUAUACAUCAGGAAAAUGCAGCCGCGUUUGAACAAAAAGUGAUCGAUCUGUCGACGCCUGGACAUGAUGCAUACGGGCGUCAUAUGCAGCUCCAUGAGAUCCGGGAUUUCUUACGCCCAUCUGAUGAUACCUCAGACAGCAUUCUCUCCUGGCUACAAGCGAAACAAGUGGCUGCUGAGGCUAUCGAGGACCAUGGGAACUGGAUCACUUUUACCAUCCCCAUCUCGCAGGCCGAAUCCCUGCUUGGCACACGGUUCUUUGAAUUCCACCAUCAGAAAUCCGGAUCAACUGUGACGCGAACGCUCGAGUAUUCGGUUCCGGAGGACGUGUAUCGUUAUGUCCACUUGAUCCAGCCAACCACCCGAUUCGGACAUUUCAAGCCCCAGGCUGGGAUGCCCGAUCUCACACCAGUGGCUCUCACUGCAGAGGACAUUGAUGGAAAUUGCUCUACUAUUACACCUGACUGUCUCCGUGAGCUGUAUCGUAUCAACGACCCCAACCCAACUCCGGAUCCCCGCAAUAUACUGGGUAUCUCUGGAUUUCUGGAAGAAUGGGCCCGUUACAAUGACUUUGAAGAGUUUAUGAAGCUUUUUGGGCCGAACCAACAGGACGCCAAUUUUACUGUGGAUUCUAUCAAUGGCGGCCUGAACCUGCAGAACUCUUCACAGUCCAGCUCCGAAGCGGCGUUGGAUAUACAGUACGCUGCAUCGAUUGCCUAUCACGCUGAAACGAAAUUCUACACUACUGCGGGCCGUGGACCCUUGGUACCAGAGGCUGACCAACCCGACCCUAACAAUUCGGACAACGAGCCGUACCUGGAGCAACUACACUAUUUGAUAAACCUACCGGAUGCGGACCUCCCCGCCGUUCUGUCAACCUCAUACGGCGAAGACGAACAGAGUCUCCCUCCGUCAUAUACGGAAGCAGUCUGUAACCUCUUUGCGCAAUUGGGAGCCCGUGGUGUCUCGAGGAAGAGAUUCUUGCCCGUAUUUCCUGCAUCAUGUCCUUUUGUCACGGCGGUCGGUGGCACCUACGGUAUGAAUCCAGAAAAAGCGGUUAGCUUCUCAAGUGGCGGUUUUUCGGAGCGGUUUCAACGUCCUUCGUAUCAGGAUGCAAGUGUCAAGGAGUAUCUUCGAGGACUCGGAGAGCAGUGGCAAGGACUAUACAACAGAGAGGGCCGAGCAUUUCCAGACGUUGCUCUUCAAGCCAGAAGCUUCGCCAUCAUCGAUCACGGAUCUACUUUGAAGAUUGGAGGUACAAGUGCUUCUGCACCUGUCUUUGCGGGUAUUGUCUCGCGCUUGAAUGCGGCACGACUGAAUCACGACAAGCCUCGUCUCGGCUUUCUCAAUCCGUGGCUUUAUUCCCUCAUGGGGGACGGGUUCACGGAUAUCGUUGAUGGGGGCUCCUCAGGGUGUGCGGACCCUCGAGGCCAGAUACCAUUAUACCACGAAAUGGCAAGCGGUGCCGACCUCCGGACUCUCGUCUCCGAGCUUCACAAUGCUCUCAACAAAAACCAACUCGACGCUACGAAUGACAUCCUGAGCCGUGCCAAGCGCGCUCUGCUGUUACAGAAUGCCUUGAUUCCUACGCCUUCCACGUCGCCCGAGUUGAUUGCCAUCGCCCGCGAAGUCCUAGAGCUAGGCGCCCUGGCCGCCAUCCGCCAGACGGACGCUCCCACCUUCACAAGAUAUUACCAGCAGCUGCAGCCAUUCUACGACUUGGAGCGAGACAGCACGAAUGCCGGAAAGGUGGACUUCCGAACCAGCCAGCGUAGCAAGAUCACAGGCCUGUACCUGUUGCUUCUGCUGAGCAUGGGCGACAGCACGAGCUUCCACACGGUUCUGGAAGGGCUGGUCGAGGAGGCGAGCCUGAAGGGCAAGAGUGUGGAGGACGACUCGUUUAUCAAGUAUCCGGUGGACCUGGAGCGGAAUCUGAUGGAGGGAAGCUACGAUAAGGUGUGGAGAGAGACGAACUCGGAGCGAGUACCCUCGGGUGAAUUUGCUCUGUUCUCCAGCGUCCUUGUCGGCACCAUCCGCAGUGAGAUCGCCGACUGCUCCGAAAAGGCCUACCCGUCGCUCCCGAUCUCCAACGCCAAGAACCUCCUCUUCCUGGAGUCGGAGGGCGCGGUCAUCGAGUUCGCCCAACAGCGCGGAUGGGUUCUUCGUGAUGGCCGGAUAUACUUCCCUGUCGAGCCCGAGGCGGCCGCCCGGUCCGAGAAGGACAUCCUGGUGGCCAGCGGCACCAUCAUCGAGAACGCGAUAGGAUAUGCCCGGGAGCUGGAGACGAUUGUGUAA
This is a messenger RNA of Aspergillus terreus NIH2624, 2466 nucleotides long. RefSeq lists its product as uncharacterized. The record is from RefSeq and is a predicted model, not a curated record. Lineage: Eukaryota; Fungi; Ascomycota; Eurotiomycetes; Eurotiales; Aspergillaceae. The coding region runs from base 1 to 2466 and encodes 821 amino acids. The transcript is spliced from 6 exons. Gene Ontology annotation, molecular function: serine-type endopeptidase activity; tripeptidyl-peptidase activity. Gene Ontology annotation, biological process: proteolysis.